Messenger RNA from Megalops cyprinoides (Indo-Pacific tarpon), 422 nucleotides. Its product is annotated as guanine nucleotide-binding protein G(I)/G(S)/G(O) subunit gamma-4. The transcript is spliced from 3 exons. The record is from RefSeq and is a predicted model, not a curated record. Bases 61 to 330 code for a protein of 89 amino acids. Gene Ontology annotation, biological process: G protein-coupled receptor signaling pathway. Gene Ontology annotation, molecular function: G-protein beta-subunit binding. Gene Ontology annotation, cellular component: heterotrimeric G-protein complex. Lineage: Eukaryota; Metazoa; Chordata; Actinopteri; Elopiformes; Megalopidae.
CAGCGUCAUACAAUAAAUGAUCGUCGCAGCAGUUUCUUAUUAGCUGCAAACCCGCUCAAGAUGGACCAACUGGGAGACCCAGUGAUGUCAGAGCAGGCCAUGAUGAAGGAUGGUGUGGCCAACAACUGCACUGCCAGCAUCUCACAGGCAAGGAAAUCUGUGGAACAGCUGAAGAUAGAGUCCUGCAUGGAGAGGAUAAAGGUGUCGAAAGCGGCGGCCGACCUGGUUGCGUACUGUGAGGCCAACAUACAAGACGACCCGCUCAUUGUCCCAGUGCCUGCCUCCGAGAACCCCUUCAGGGAGAAAAAGUUGUUCUGUACUAUCCUUUGAGGCCUUGUGCCCACAGCGCUCUGGGCAUGGGGCCCAUGCUACCCAGCUCCCUGGUCACCCUGAAGCGAUUGGCCAUAGGCAGGCAUUGUGGG